Messenger RNA from Parnassius mnemosyne (clouded apollo), 297 nucleotides. The record is from the annotation of a GenBank genome assembly. Lineage: Eukaryota; Metazoa; Arthropoda; Insecta; Lepidoptera; Papilionidae.
AUGGAUUCAAGGGCCAGAAAAUUGGUGAAUCUCGCUAUAAAUAAUGACAGUGCAGAAAUGAAUGAGAAUACAGGUGACGAAGACCCAUUCAGUAAUCCACACAUUUUAGAUGAAACAGUAAGUGACUUUUCUAGUGACGAUUCUGUGGCCGAUCCUAACUACUCUCCAGGUAGUUCUAGCUUACUUACACAACAUAAAGAAAUGGAAAUUGCUGUUCCUAAUGCAUCAGUGGGUAAACAUAUAACGCCAGACUAUGAGACACCUGAAAAUAUUGGAGAUAUUUCAUUGCUACAAUAA